Messenger RNA from Sphaerulina musiva SO2202, 5547 nucleotides. RefSeq lists its product as uncharacterized. The record is from RefSeq and is a predicted model, not a curated record. Bases 540 to 2777 code for a protein of 745 amino acids. The transcript has 6 exons. Lineage: Eukaryota; Fungi; Ascomycota; Dothideomycetes; Mycosphaerellales; Mycosphaerellaceae.
CUUCCGAAGCUCCUCCAGGCUCGAGCCGGCAUUGAACGCCCACAGCCGGGACGCGUCUUUCUCGGUCGCUCCUGCAUGCAACUCGUCUGCUGGUGGGCCAUAGCUUCGUGGAUCCCGCCUUGGUGUCAGUCGUGCCUCUACGCCGCAGCACUUCAUCCGUGCUGCUCCUCGAGUAGACGUCUGGAUACCUACCGUACCCACCUUACCCAUACCUAUGCCACUGCUGGGCCAGUGUGACAUCUUCUCUUCUACAGCGGCGACGACGCUGGAUGGGACACCUCCCUUCACUACGUGCAGCUGCAGUGGGAACGCUUGAUCGGGACAUUGUUGCGGCUGUGCAGUGUCGUGCCGCCAGGCGGCCUCAAGAGCGCUGAGGCAGUCCGUGUCUAGUACCCACAGAGAGGUCCUGAAGACUGCAGGCAGCAUAAUGCAGGAUCUAUAAUUUGCUCUCAUCCUUUUGUGCUGGACACCACCAGCUCGAUACAGCUCAGCUGCCUGCGAAAACGGCCCCACGUUCGACAACAGUCCCAAGUGUUGAUAUGGCUCUGGAGAGCCCAAUGAUGCCCAUAUCCUCUCCAACCGCGGCUGGACUGGCAUCAGCGUUCAGUCCUUACUCGGAAUCGCCCAACUCUCCGGCGCGCUUCAAUACUUUUCCGAGCGGCGGCAACUACAGCAAUCGCUCUUCGGGCCCGACCGACUCCCUCGCACCACCACCACCUAGCCCAUACCCUCAGCAAAUCGAGCCGUCGCCCGUAGACUCAAAUGGUACCGAAGGUACAGACAUAGACGAGGCUGCGCAAGAGCACGAAGACGAUGCAGGGGAUGAAGGGGAUGUACUAUCGCCGUCACCUGCGUCCAGUAGCGACGCUUUCGGGUUGCAGUCGCCAGAUAACGAGGUCGGCAUUCCUGACCUCCCGCCUAAGAUUGUGACUUCUCUACCUCGAUCACUUCUAUCAGACUCGACCGAUAAUGACCCUCAGUCUGUAAUUCAUAUUCCCACUGGCUUCAAGGACUUCGAAGGAGCGCAUAGACAAGUCGCUUCUCCUGAGCGCAACCCUCGCUUAGCUUCGCCCAGUACGCCAGAAGCAUCGGUCAUGAGCCCAUCAGAGCAGCAACAGCUGUCCACCGUUUCGCCAGUCAACCCUGAAACCUCACAAUCUGCCGAACGUCUCACUCCUCGUGCUCAUGCGAACCAGGAGUUGGACGAAGAAGCGAAGCGGAAAUGUCGGCGAACCUCGAGUCUAGAAGGUCUGCUUCCCGGGUUUGACGCUUACUUUCAGCAGCAUCUGACUGUGCAUGUAGACAUUCCCGAGGGAAUCUUAGACGAGCGUUCAGUUGCCGAUGAUGACCAUGAUGGCGGCGGUUCUAGUCGUCCAACCACUGCUGGACUGGUUGGCGGCGAAAGGAUGGAAGGUCCCUUGGAGCAAGCUCACGAUGAAAUCACUGCUUUGCGUGCGGCAUUGGGCGAAUGCUGGACACUAUGCAACACUCUGGCGAAUCUUUCUUCAAGUCAUAGACAACGUACAUUCAAGUUUCGAGGUCAGACAGAAGUCCAGCAGCAUGCAUGGCAGAGCUGCUGGCGGUUAUGCCAACAACUGUACGACAACAAGGACGAAGACCACACCGCACAAGUCAUUCCUACACUAGAAUUGUGUCGUGACUUCUGUCAGUCACUCUUCGAUGCGAGGGCGAGAGUCGACGAGGCGACCGACUCCGUCUUGAGGGUCAGCUUCGAGCUGAACAACCACCUUUACAACAUCAACUCCAAUGACAUACCCAAUGCCUUCGUCGAGCGGACGCUAGACUUCUACAUCACGCUUUGCCACAGGCUCAUGAAGAUGCCAACCUCUUUACCACGAGAGACAGACUCCCUUCUUCGUGCCUGCUGGUCACUAGCAGAAAUGCUUUUCAAUCUCCGCCACAGCAGCCGAGAAGCAAAGCAAGCAGAUGAAGAGCUUCUGGGCUCUGCAGUACAGGCCUGCUGGGAGCUUUGUGACCUGUUCCGUGAAGGAUGGACCCAGAUCCGACCGGACAGAGGCACCCCACGACCACAUCAGUCGACAUUUGGCGCACCAUCUCAGGCAUCGUUGAACUCCAGCUCGACGACGCUUGGCUCGGCCGGCCGUUCAACAUCAAGCACAGUCAGCAAUCGCAAAUACCACGAAGCACAACCACAUUUGCCACCGGAAACUCCAGUCACUGUCUUUGACGAAACUUCCACGGCAAACUCAUCGCCAGACUCCGUGAUUAUGCCCAACAUCUUGGUUUUGGGCCCCUCAAGCUCUCAUGGCUCAAAUCGAGGUGCACCACACCACGAUCGCUGGACGUCUAACGCCUCUGUUCUGAGCGACUACUCCGAGUCGGCAGCCUCGGGCGCUUCACGGCGCUCUUCCUCGACAGCAAGCGCUGGUGGCGAAGAAGUUCAUCUGGCCCGCUUACGUGCCCUUUUAUUGAAAGCGGGCAUCAACACGGGAUAUGUACGUACAUCAGGACAACAACUUCCAGCGUAUGUCAAAGCUCUCCCGGACUCUGCAUUCGGAAUAUUGCCAUGGCAGAUGAAAGUUCUUGGUUUCUAUAAGAAAUUGGUGACAAACGACAAGUCACUGAAGAACGCGCAUACCAUGGCGAGUAGAAGAAUUGGUGCCGCGGACGUCGCGAGAAGUGUCCGAUGGCUUGGCGAUGGCGAACAGUGGGCGUGGAUGAGAGAUUUGUUUCGAAUUGUGUUUGGCUUUGGUGUUGACGAGGCCGAGAGGAGAGGUGGGAGCUUCGUGACCUGACACAUGUCUGGAGUGCCGUCAACACAAGUACACACGGGGCGACCAAGUCUCCAGUGGGAAACAUCCUCCCAGUGGUGCAUAGGUAUUCGUCAAGUGGAGGAGAGCGGCUGCUGUUGUGGCAGAAUGAUGGAAGUUGCUAUCACGAUCCAGCCUAUCAAAGGCAAUAGGACUAAGGAGCCUCCAGGCCUGCCGGGUCGAGUCAUGUGGACAUCAGAACUCCUCGGCCAUUCAGUACGAGGUGUUCCCGAGUAGCACUUUAUGCCGAACAAGUCGCUUGCGAAAAAAGGCAAAGACGAUCAUCGAAUAGCCUGCUUGCAUGAGUGGGACGAGAAUGAAGCAAACAGGACCUUGGAUACCUGCCAGAAUGGGAAAUCUGGGACGUAACAGGAAGAAGACUCGUGGAAGAGAGAGGGGCAAGAUCAACGGGAUAGAUUGAUUGCCCAUACACACACACACACACACACACACACACACACACACAGCAAUAGGCUCCCAUCCGUGAAAUCGGCAGAAGACUUUACCUGCUUCUUGAAGAUGCAGAAGCCACGCUUACUUUACAUGAGCCACAUCAACGAGCACGCGCGUGGCUCUGAAUGGGAAACACGCAACAGACAAUGUGCAAGAGACAUGAUAUCCCCUAUUUGUUUUAUCUCAUCGUUUUCUAUCUUUACACAUCUCUCAAUCUUUGAAUGAGAACCGGGAGCGCAACUGCAUAGCGCUCAUCCAUUAGUUCCCACUUGCACCAACGUGUAUCUUGUGCGUGAAGCUGUCUUGUGGAAAAGCCACAAUGUGUGGUUGGUUCCAGCCGCGCGGAUACUUGCAAACAGUGCUGCUAUUGAGAACAUUAAUGCACCUGCCUAGGUAUCCCAAGUCUAUGAAAUAGUCAAUGCCAGUCAAUGCUGGUGCUGAGCUAUUUCGCGCGGGGGCGUUGUUGUUGUUAUUUGUUGUUGUUGUUUUCUUCUUUUGGUCUGAGUUGGCAAAGGCCAUGAUGAAUGAUGAUGGCAUAGAGCCAGGCAAGUCCAGGUUUUACACCGUGAUGAUGUGUGCCGAGUGAACAGCAUACCAUCAUAUGCAUCUACCACUCAAACUCGCCCAUGCCCUUGUGAAAAACCCACUCCUUGCCAGAGACACUCAUGACGCCGUCCUUGAGGGUGCACUUCCAUUUGUUCUUGACGCGCUGGACUUUAUCAUAAGUGCACAGGAUGGUGUCGAUUGUCUCGUCAUCUUCGUCGCCCAUAGCGCCUUGACCGUCAUCGUCAUCGUCAUCUAAGUCUGAGUUGAUGGCAUCAGGGUCAUCUUCGUCCUUGAGCUUUGGCUUCUCAUCAUCGUCGUCAUCGUCCUCAUCAACGCCAUCCAUUUGUGAGAUGGAAGAGCCAAGAGCAGGAGUUGAAGGUGAUCCUAUCGCUUUCGGAGGUGCUGUGCGGCGCUUCUGCUUGUUCUGCAAUCGCGAUGAAGGAUGGUCACGGAGUGGAAGCAUCAAUCCGCUUUGUAAAUCUGCCGAGAGUCUCAUAAUUUGAUCGCGCAUCAGGCUGUCAGAUUGACCACCAUGCUGAGCAUGAGCAGCUCGCCUCUCAGCCAACAUGGCCUUCCACUGAGCAAGAUCUUCUUCUUCUUCUCCUUCAUCGGCGCCAUCAGUUUGGCUGUAGUGCGGAUGCUGAAAGCCGCCUUGCUGCACCUGCGGGCUCUCGUUCUCGACUUUUAUGCGAGGUUGAGCCUGUUGCUGCUGCUGCUGCUGUAACUGAUGCUGUUGACGUGCCAUAGCAGCUUGUUGCUGUUGCUGGAACUGCUGUUGUGCCGCAGCUGGACUGCCCUGUGGUAGUUGGAGGCCUUGUGGUGGCUUCGGUUGCUGCUGAAGGGGUAAUGCCAGACCUCCACGUUGCAUAGCAGCAAGGGAUGGUGCUGCUGCGUUGCCGAAUUGCUGCUGCACGAGCUGUUGAGCACGAGCUGCGCCUCCCUGUACGGCGAUGUGCUGGCCGUUAUUCUGGGCAUAGUUUCCAGUAGGAAGGCCGUGAUACUGAUGCUCUUGACCAGGCUCCGCCUUGAUCCGCUGGCCAUUUGCAGCAGUCUGAGAAUGGUCAUAGCUGCCGGCAUACGGACUGGCAGGGAGUCCACUGGCGCUGCUCGCCGGCGCCGACGGAGCAACCUGAGGUGGUGGUGGCGCUUGAGCAGGUUUGGGGUCCCAAGGCAUCUGUGCGACGCCGCGGGCUGAGAGCUUGUUCUGCCAUUCCUGCUGCAAUUCGCCCAGUGUCUGCGAGCCAACACCGCUCUCCUCGAAAUCGCCCUGCGAUGCCGCGACGACCUCUUCGAUGACCUUGAGGUAGACGUCGCCCACCAGCGUGUUCGUCAUGAUGGCGGUGGUUGGCGUGUGGCUGCCUUGGUGCGCCGGUACAAUGGACGCAGAAGCGAGGCAAUGCUGUCGCGAGGAAAAAGAAUAUGGCAGGCCGGCCGCACGCAAUCUAGGCGCAACGAUGCCUUGCUUUCGAUGGCACCGGUUGUUGCGGGGGUCGGAGGGGAGGGAGGGUGUUACGACGUCUCUGGCGCGGCGGGGAGGUGAGUAAUGAGUGGAAUAUGCCUUCUAUCUCUCGACACUAUCCUGUCCAGACACCUGUGCAUGCGUGUUGAGGUGUCGUCGCUGCUCUGCCCUUGUCUUUGGGUUCUGCGCGGCGGUGAUGUAUUUGGCAGCGUUGCCAGAGGGAGCUUAUAUACUGUGGACCCUUCGGCUUCGUCAGCAACGCGGUUGCAGCCGCCUACCACGACUCGCGCCCGCUCG